UUCAAUUCUUCAAAAGUGAAACAAAAUUUAUAGGAAAAAAAAUGAGUGAAUUGAUUAAUGGCCAACAUGAGGAUGAGGUUUGACUUUAAGCCGCAACACACCGUCCUAACGUCGUCACCAAACUUCCCAUCUACCACAGACUCCACUGGUAGCAAGUGCCUUUACAAUUGUUCGUGCUACUGUUGUCUUCAGGGAUGCUGUGUGGCAACUUGUUGUUGCUGCUGUUGCUGCAGCGCAAGCUUCUAUUCGCCGACAACACCUAUACAGACAGAUGUAAAAAACUUUGUUCGGAAGCCGCCAUUCCUCUCAAUAACUGUAUCGACAGCACAUCGAUGGCUAGUUACAGUUGCUUCUAUUUUAAUAGGAAAUAUAGUAUUGCAUAAGAAAGGGCAAAGUAGUAUAUGCAAUCCUGGGAAACGAGUUAUAGUAAGCUCAUCGUCCGUAUCAACAUCUUCAACAUCUAUUAGCCCAACAGGUCAAGCUAAUGCAUCUGCGGACAUUAAGUUAAAGGAACAGCACACACAUUGGCAAAAGCAUACUUCUUAUGACAUAGCAAAUGAUCAGCAACUAAAGACAAACAAUUUGUGCAAAAUGUUCUGUAACAAUCGUAAGCGACAAAGAAGACGUCGACGCCGACGUAGGCGACCACGUAGGCGACCAAGACGUCGGCACCGUAGCAAUAGAGACACAAACCAUUUGGGAGCUGCGAGCAACAGACAGCGAGAGUAUCAAAUGGAAAAUACACAGCAAGAUGAUAUAUUUCAGCUAAGUCUGAAAAAGGAUAAUGCUCUAUGUUUCUCGCUUGAUUCAUUAAAGGCAAUGCGAACUCGCAAUAACUUAGUAUCUACUGACUCAACCUUAAGACAUUGUUCAAAAACUAAACGAAAUCGAGCUAAUCUUGUCUGGUUGUUAAUUGGUCUCUUCUGGCUAGAAGUCAAGUUUAUUAACUGCAAUGCUGUUGGUAGUGGUAGUGGAUACGUCUCGAAUCUAGUUGCACAGAGAAGCUGCACGUUAUGUCAAUUAGAAGACCAUUUUUACAGCAAUAAGGUUUAUUUGGGAAACAAUAUAUCGGGCUGAUGGUGGACGGAUGGUACAAUUUGAUAGCAGAGUUGGUCUUGGCAUAGACUCCGGUGGUCCCAUUGAACGGGAGCAAGACCAAAAGGAAAGUUU
Messenger RNA from Drosophila busckii, 1170 nucleotides. Its product is annotated as inhibin beta chain-like. The record is from RefSeq and is a predicted model, not a curated record. Bases 58 to 1077 code for a protein of 339 amino acids. NCBI's taxonomy places the organism in Eukaryota, Metazoa, Arthropoda, Insecta, Diptera, Drosophilidae. The transcript is spliced from 2 exons.